CCGCGACGUCAUCACCGCGCGCGCUGCCCGAGGCCCAGGCGUGCGGCUGGCAAUGGCGCUGUUUUACGUUGCGCGGUACCCGGGACCCGAGGCGGCGGAGGUCGGGGCGCACGGCCGGGCCCGCACGCUGCUCGAGCGGCUGCAGAGCCGGGCCAGGGAGCGGCAGCAGCAGCGGGAGCCCGCGCCGACCGAGGCGGCUGCACCGACCGAGCCAGCAAGCAGGAAGCGACGGCGGCCCCGGCGGCGGCGGCGGGUGAACGGCUCGGAGCCGGAGAGCCCGGAGGCGCGUCGGGGAAAGCGGCGGAAGGCGGACGACGAGGACGCGGGCGCAGGUGGGCCGCGGCGCGCGGGGCGAGCGGGCUCCCUCCGAGGCGCCAGCGACCCGGUGCUGACGCGCUCCCCCGCAGGUGUCUGCCGGGCCGAAAGCAGCGAGGAGGCGCCGGGGGAGCGCAGCGCCCGCGCCAAGGCGGCUCCAGACGGACGGGUCCCGGAGGAGGCGGCCGGACCCCUGGCUCCCGGCCUGGUGCUCGGUGGAUUCGGGAGGAGGAAGGCGCCGAAAGUCCAGCCUUUCCUGCCCAAGUGGCUGGCUGAGCCCAGCUGUGUCAGAAAGAAUGUUACCGAAGACCUGGUUCCUAUUGAGGACAUCCCUGAGGUCCACCCUGACCUGCAGAAGCAGCUGCGGGCACACGGCAUCUCGUCCUACUUUCCAGUGCAGGCAGCUGUGAUUCCCGCUCUCCUGGAGAGUGCGGCCUGCGGGUUCCUGGUGGGCAGAGGCGGCUACCGGCCUAGCGACCUCUGUGUUUCUGCCCCGACGGGCAGUGGGAAGACUCUGGCCUUUGUAAUCCCUGUGGUGCAGGCCCUGCUGUCAAGAGUGGUAUGUCAUGUCCGUGCCCUGGUGGUGCUGCCCACCAAGGAGCUGGCCCAGCAGGUGAGCAAAGUCUUCAACAUCUACACAGACACCACGCCUCUGAGAGUCUCCCUGGUUACAGGACAGAAGUCUCUGGCCAAGGAGCAGGAGAGCCUUGUCCAGAAAACAGCCGACGGGUACCGCUGCUUGGCUGACAUUGUGGUGGCCACUCCCGGCCGCCUGGUGGACCACAUAGACCAGACCCCAGGAUUCAGCCUCCAGCAGCUCCGCUUCCUGAUCAUCGAUGAGGCAGACCGGAUGAUUGACAGCAUGCAUCAGUCCUGGCUGCCACGGGUGGUGGCGGCCGCCUUCCAGAGCGAGGACCCUGCAGACCCCUGUGCCCUGCUCCAGCGAAGGCAGGCCCAGGCUGUGACAGCCGCCAGUAUCUGCUGUCCCCAGAUGCCCCUGCAAAAGCUGCUCUUCUCAGCUACUCUGACCCAGAACCCCGAAAAGCUGCAGCAGCUGGGCCUCUACCAGCCCCGGCUUUUCUCCUCAGGGCUGGCACAUAGGGGCCUGGAAGAGACAGACGAGGACAAGGAGUCAGGGAAGUACGCCUUCCCUGUGGGGCUCACACACCACUACGUGCCCUGCAGCCUCAGCUCCAAGCCGCUGGUUGUCCUGCACCUGGUCCUGGAGAUGGGCUUCUCGAGGGUUCUCUGCUUCACUAACUCCCGAGAGAACUCCCACAGGCUCUUCUUGCUGGUGCAAGCUUUUGGAGGUGUGGAUGUGGCUGAGUUCUCCUCACGCUACGGGCCUGGCCAGAGGAGGGCGAUCCUGAAGCAGUUUGAACAGGGGAAGAUCCAGCUGCUCAUCAGCACGGACGCCACUGCCCGGGGCAUCGACGUGCAGGGUGUGGAGCUGGUGGUGAACUACGACGCCCCCCAGUACCUGAGAACCUAUGUGCACCGGGUCGGGAGGACGGCCCGAGCUGGGAAAACCGGACAGGCCUUCACGCUGCUCCUGAAAGUACAGGAGAGGAGAUUCCUCCGGAUGCUGGCUGAAGCUGGGGCUCCUGAGUUGCAGCGGCAUGAGCUGUCCAGCACGCUGCUGCAGCCACUGGUGCCCAGGUACGAGGAGGCCUUGUCCCAGCUGGAGGAGUCCGUCAAGGAAGAGCACAGGCAGAAGCUGGCCUAGGAUGGGUCUCGGAGGCUGAGGAGCCGAACGCCCACCACCCUCACCCUCUCCCAGAGCAGUCCUGACCACUGGCUGCUGCGAGGACAGGACUCCCCGGGCUCCUGAGGAAGCAGCCAGUGGACAUGGCCUUCCUCCCAAGUGUCCUCCAUGCCAGGCAGCUGGGCGUCAGAGCUGAGGCGUCGGGCUGUCACUUUCACAGCGAGAAGCCACUGAAGCUUUGGCCUCAGGUCAGGAUGGCCGCUGGGAGUGGAGCCUUAUAAAACUGGAAGGCACUCUGAAACAGAGGCCGUGGCACCUGUCACGUGUGGCUGAGAGUCGGGGGGUGAACCCUGAGCCAAUGAUAAAACUUCAGCCCUUAAAGCAACACAAGCGUACCCACCAUCUUCCCUUGGAAAGGUCACUUGAGUCCCUCACUCACAUAUGGGCAGGAGCCCACAGCCACCCUGAUUUGGAACAAACAAACACUGAGAAACUCGGGUAAACGCUUCCCCGGGCCUGUGUCACGCAGACCCCAGGAAGGGGACAUUGUCUGUGAAACGCUUCCAUUGUCACAGAUCAAAGAAGUCAGCGUGUGGUUGGCACCCAGUCUCCACCCAGGUGUACACGCAGCAUGAAACAUUCUCACUGCGAACGUGGUGGGAAAUGUGCCUUGGAAGCACCGACCACUAUCUGUGAGGAGGUUUUGUUGUGAAAGUUUUAUGUGAUGAUAUUAAACAACUUCAAAAAAACGAGUGAACUGUGGUGCUUUUUCCGCCUGGAGAUACUUACCCGCGUCAGUGAAUGACAGUGUGAAAACAUUUUUGAGACUGAGGCUCUCUGAGAUACACUCGCUUCUCCCGCAGCCACGGGCCGGGAGACGUGAAGUCCGCAAGCAGGAUGGACGCUCUGGGGACUCCUCAGACGAGAACCCUCACACCAAGCGCAGCGUCCACACCAGGCAAGCUUGUCCCGUGCAUGCUGGAGUGUGGGACCGGCUGCGGUCGUCCAGUGAGGCUUCUCCGGAUGCUGGCUGAAGCUGGGGCCCCUGAGUUGCCACGACACGCGCUCUAGCAAGCUGCUGCAGCCGCUGGUGCCCCGGUACCAGGAGGCUUCUGGGCCAGUCCUAGUCCUGGGAGCUUCCAGUAUAAGAACCAAGGCACAACAGCCUGCACUUCCCACCUCCGCCUGGCAGCAAAAGGGAUGAGAAUGGGGGUGCCCUCCGCGCUGGAGAGUGUGCUGAAUCCCGAAGCUGGUCGG
Cebus imitator (Panamanian white-faced capuchin) is the source of this 3277-nucleotide messenger RNA. It is a transcript of the gene DDX51, whose product is annotated as DEAD-box helicase 51. The transcript is spliced from 14 exons. Lineage: Eukaryota; Metazoa; Chordata; Mammalia; Primates; Cebidae. The record is from RefSeq and is a predicted model, not a curated record. Bases 53 to 2041 code for a protein of 662 amino acids. Gene Ontology annotation, cellular component: nucleus. Gene Ontology annotation, molecular function: nucleic acid binding; ATP binding.